GUUUGGGGGUUUGGGAGACGCGUUGGUACUUGAGGUAAUUAAGCGACGGGCCAAGUCCGACGUCAUAUCCAGGCAGGCAGCGGGGGAAAUAUAUAUUCGGAACCCUGACAAUCGAGUCCCAUGGGUUGCUGUCUCUCGCUUGGUCUUGGAAUCAUUUUUGAUAUAAUGAACUAGCUUGCUACAGAUUGCGCAGGCUGGACUUGAUAUAAAACCCAGCGAUAUACACGCGGCCCUGAUCCACGCUGUGGCUGACUCAAACUCGAAGAUGAGAGCGCACAGGUCAACAGGUGUACCAGAAGGUUGAACGAGCUUAUGAAGACGCUGCAAGUCGAUAUACUUUACCCUCACAAUGGCCAGGCGUAAUGCAACUCGUGGAGGCGCUGCUGCACGAUCCGGCGCAGCCACCGCCCACCGAAGCGCAGGAGGACAAGGCAAACAUUGGAAAGCCACCGCGAGGAUCUCGAUGAGGAGCAGGAAAAGCGGGAAGAGCGCCACGAGGACAUCGAGGAGGAGCAAGAGAGCCAAGAGGAAGUUUUCGAAGAUGUCCUGCCGCCAGCAGCGCAAAUAGUCUACAACUCUGACUCCGGCUCGGACUCGGAUGAUGCUACGUUUGAGGAUGUUGAGUUAUAUUCCGACCCCUUUCAACCUGGCCUUGGUGGGGAUGAACGAGAUGACGACCAACAUAUAGACCUCACCCUCAGCAAGCGGAUCGAGGCGCCCCUGAGGACGCCUAGGAAGAAAGGGCGGACAUACACGAAGGAAGAACGCGCUGCACAUUUAAUGACUCAUAAAAUGCACCUACUAUGUCUGUCUCGAUACGUAGAGCGACGGAACGAGUGGUGCAAUGAUGCAGAAGUUCAAAGCAUUCUUAAGCCUCUUCUGCGUGAGAAAGACCGUCAGUGGUUCAAAACGAAGCCCGGGUGGACGCAGUUCCGCAGGGCAGAGUCGAUAAAGAAGGGAUUGGAGAUCGCUGGGAACAUCUGGUUGACCAAUUUUAAAAUCACGUCGAGGGGAAUGAGGCGAGCGUACUGGGACGAAGACGGGCGGAUUUCAGACUUUAUUCUUCCCCCGGAUGCUGACCGUGUCCUUGAUAAGUCAGACUUUAAGCUCGCGGCGAAGAAUAUGGAGGGUUCUCGUGAUACUGGGGCACAGUUAUAUUGUGCGCUCUUGCGUGGCGCUGGCCUCGACGUGCGAUUGGUAUGCUCUCUUCAGUUACUUCCUAUCAACGCAUCAUCGACAAAAACAAGACCUCCACCUCAGGGCAUUUCCACCCUCAGGCCUGUAACACCAACUACACCCACUAGUGACAGCGAAGCCAUGAACAUAGCUAGUCCGACCUCUUCUUUCGCGAGCCGAGCCUCCGGCGCGCCAUUCUCCGCACGCAGACGAGUCGGCCACCCAAACGCUGCAGACUUUCACAUUCCCGACGCAACACCUCCGCGGCGGCCUCCUCCCCCGAAACCCAAGCAGAGACGGAAUAUCGAAUCUCCAUAUCCAGUAUUCUGGGUUGAAGUCCUGGAUGAAGCGCAUCAAAAGUGGAUGCCAGUCGACCCCCUUGUCACAGGAACCAUCAAUAAACCUUCUGUUUUCGAACCACCAGCGGCAGAUGCCGAGAACACAAUGACUUAUGUUUUUGCCUUUGAAGAGGAUGGAGCCGUUCGCGACGUCACUUGUCGGUAUACCAAGUGGUACUCCGCCAAGGUUCGUAAAACCCGCGUGGAAUCCACAGAUGGGGGGUUAAAAUGGCUGCGUCGAACAAUGAAGUUCUACUCGAGAGGGUUUAAAACAGACCUAGAUCAGAUCGAAGACAUCGAGCUUCAAACCAUCGAAGGUAGAGAGCCGAUGCCGACGAGCAUAGCUGAUUUCAAAGGCCACCCGCGAUAUGUUCUUGAGCGUGAUUUGCGACGUAAUGAAGUGCUCGUGGACCCACAUGAGAUUGGGAAAGUGGCUUCUGGACGCGAUGCCAACUCUGCGGGUGGAAAGGGGAAGAAGAUUGAGAGUGUGUUCCGGCGGGGCGACGUCAAGACCGUUAGGAGCGCAGAUGGCUGGUACAGGCUCGGCAGGGAGGUGAAGGUUGGCGAGCAGCCUAUGAAAUCGCGAGCGGCGAGGAGGAUUGCGAAUGAUGACGAAGAGACGGGUGAUGUAGCUCUAUAUACUGAAGACCAGACGGUGUUGUAUGAAGCACCCCCUGUGGUUGAUGGGCGCGUUCCAAAGAACGUUUAUGGGAAUUUAGAUGUUUACGUCGAGAGCAUGGUCCCCAAAGGGGGGGUGCACCUACCAUACCCAGAUGCCGCUCGGGCGGCUCGACUUCUUGGUAUAAGCUACUCAGAUGCCGUGACUGGUUUUGAAUUUCGCGGGCGCCAGGGUACGGCUAUCAUCAAAGGAGUUGUUAUUGCCUCGGAAUACCAGGAGGCUGUUGAGGCUGUAGUACAGGGCUUCAAAGAUGACGAGUGGCAUGCGAAGGAAGAACGGCGCUCGAUGGCCGCUUUACGGAUGUGGAAGCGGUUUAUGGUUGGUCUGAGGAUCAAGGAGCGCGUUGAUGCGUAUGAGAUUGAGGGAGAGGAAAAGGAGGAUGAGUAUAUACAGGACGACGACGAAGGUAUGCAGAGCGAAGAGUAUGAUAUGGAUGAAGCAGGUGGUUUCUUCCCGGAAGAUGAGGGCAGAGGUUUCGUUCCUGAGUGA
Messenger RNA from Pseudogymnoascus destructans, 2682 nucleotides. RefSeq lists its product as uncharacterized. Gene Ontology annotation, biological process: nucleotide-excision repair; mismatch repair. The coding region runs from base 781 to 2682 and encodes 633 amino acids. The transcript has 2 exons. NCBI's taxonomy places the organism in Eukaryota, Fungi, Ascomycota, Leotiomycetes, Thelebolales, Thelebolaceae. The record is from RefSeq and is a predicted model, not a curated record. Gene Ontology annotation, cellular component: nucleus; nucleotide-excision repair factor 2 complex; XPC complex. Gene Ontology annotation, molecular function: damaged DNA binding; single-stranded DNA binding.